AUGUCCACGCGCCCGCAGCGGCCUCCCGUGUCCCCCGUCGGCUGGACGACACGCUUCGAGUGCGCCACCGACGUCCCGACGCGGGUGCUCGCGGACAUCGAGACCCUGCUCCUCGACGACAACGCGCCCGCGACGUGCAUCGCCGCGUGCGCCGCGGACGGCUUCACGUUCGCCGGGGUCGAGUUCAGCGACGAGUGCCACUGCGGCACGGGCUUCGCCGGCGGGGUCCCGCCCCAGGUCGCGCCGACGUCCAACUGCGACAUGGCUUGUACCGGUGACGCCGAUCAAACUUGCGGAGGAGUCUGGAGCAUCGAGGCGAGUAUGCUUGUGUCGCGUUCGUCUGUGCUGGCGAUUGACGUUCGUUCGUUCGUUAGAUCUUCGAGGCUCCCGGUACCAACUGAAACUGCAAGGCGUCGUUAA
Messenger RNA from Punctularia strigosozonata HHB-11173 SS5, 420 nucleotides. RefSeq names its product WSC-domain-containing protein. Bases 1 to 420 code for a protein of 139 amino acids. NCBI's taxonomy places the organism in Eukaryota, Fungi, Basidiomycota, Agaricomycetes, Corticiales, Punctulariaceae. Gene Ontology annotation, cellular component: plasma membrane. The transcript has a single exon. The record is from RefSeq and is a predicted model, not a curated record.